Molecule: messenger RNA, 516 nt
Organism: Seminavis robusta
Lineage: Eukaryota; Bacillariophyta; Bacillariophyceae; Naviculales; Naviculaceae
Source: the annotation of a GenBank genome assembly
AUGUUCGGUCGCUACUCCCUUGAUCAGUUCUCCUUUAUGGCCGAUGCCACCAACAAGGAUACCGGUAAGAAACUCACCUUCACCAUCAACGGAGACAUGACGAGCUUCACCGUUUGCUUCCAAGAUCACGAGGAAGAGGAGGCAGUGGAGGCCACCCAAGUUGUUCCAUCCGUUGCUGUUGCCGAGCCUCUCCCUUCCACGGUCGCUUCCACGACGGCUGCUGCGGACUUUUUGGAGUCGGAAGAAUCAGAAUAUUCAGAGGAAGAAGACGAUGAGUUUGAUGCCGGCGUCAUGGAACAGGAAGUGGACUUUCUUACAGACGGCUUGAACGCUAGUGUCAACAUCCUAGAUACCACCGAUUCCAGUUCUGAUUAUGAUGAAGUUGGCGGAUUUUCACAAGAGCAGUUCUUCGCUCCUAUCAAGUCGAAGACUACCAAGAAGCCCAACAACAAGAAGCCCGCUGCCAUCAAGAGUCUCCCUCCCCGCAAGCAGCCCUCCCGUCGUGGCAAGAAAUAG